Daphnia carinata is the source of this 911-nucleotide messenger RNA. RefSeq lists its product as uncharacterized. The transcript has 3 exons. The record is from RefSeq and is a predicted model, not a curated record. Bases 99 to 710 code for a protein of 203 amino acids. NCBI's taxonomy places the organism in Eukaryota, Metazoa, Arthropoda, Branchiopoda, Diplostraca, Daphniidae.
GCAGCAGACGAACUGGUGGCUGUCAACACGCGUCAAGAAACUGGAAAAAGAAUUUGAAAAACGCGUUAUCAAAAAAAGCAUAAAAAAAUAUAAUUUAAAUGUCCAGCAGUGAGAGUGAAUCAUCACACGAUGAAAAUUCGGCUGAGGCUGUACCAGUAAAGUCCAAUUCUAAUAGCAACUUUCAAAACGAUGUCGUAUUUGAUACUGGACUGGUUCCCUUGAAAAUGUGUCCUGCAUUGCUAACUGCAGAGGAAUUGGCUUCUGAUGAUUACGACUGUUGGAUGGUCACACUUCCUGCCUCGCUGGAUUCAGAGAAGCUUUGUAAUCUUGAGCUCUCCCUUGCAAAAUCAACAAAAUUUAAAAUUGAGAAAGAUAAAUGUGAAUCCAUUGUUCAACAGAAAAGUGACAUAAACACAUUUGUCCUGCCAGACAAGAAUGGCACAAUGAAGUUUGUUGCAAGGGAGACAGUUGGAACAAUAUCUAUUGUGAAAAAUGUCAGUCUGAAAACCAGAAACAUGCAAACAAGAGACUUUCAAACCAAGAAAAUCAUCGACUUACCCCAAGGUCUUAAAAGAAGGCAUCCCAUUUAUGGGAAAGACCUAGAAGGUAUAAUGUGUCAAACAUCUGGACUCAAGAAACCUAAAGAAGAAAUCCUAGAAAAUAGCCAACACACAGUGAAAGAAAAGAAGAAGAGGAAGAGAACUAAUUAAACAUUUCUGAUUCAUCCAAUGGUGUCCCAAAUAUUACAACUUUCAAUUGAAAAACUUUUUUAUUCCUUGUGCAAAUGUUUUCUCCUGUUCUUUGCAGGCAGCAAAUACUUGUCUUUCUAAAGUCCCAAUGGCUUUAUUGGUAGGGUCCAGUGUCAAUCCAAUUUUAACCACAUCAAAACAAUCUUGGAAUUGCUUUAAACC